Molecule: messenger RNA, 1210 nt
Organism: Erythranthe guttata (spotted monkey flower)
Lineage: Eukaryota; Viridiplantae; Streptophyta; Magnoliopsida; Lamiales; Phrymaceae
Product: Glutathione S-transferase family protein
Cellular component (GO): cytoplasm
Molecular function (GO): glutathione transferase activity
Source: RefSeq, a predicted model, not a curated record
ACAGUCAACCCAGAAGAAGCAUAUAAUAAACACACAGACCGACAGAAGAAAGCCCUUCCGCCAUCUUCAACAUCUCUCUCUCUCUCUCUCUCUCUCUCUCUCUCUUUCUCAAGCACGUUUAUUCAAAAAAUGGCUCGCUCGGCUCUUGAUGAAAUGUCAGCAACUGGAGCUUUUAUAAGGACUGCUUCGACUUUUCGUAAUUCGAUUUCAAGAGAUCCCAAUUCUCCAUUCCCAGCUGAAUCUGGCAGAUAUCAUCUGUAUGUAUCGUAUGCUUGUCCUUGGGCAUCCAGGUGUCUUGCUUACCUCAAGAUCAAAGGGCUUAGCAAAGCAAUCACUUUCACCUCGGUCAAACCAAUAUGGGGAAGGACAAAGGAUACAGACGACCACAUGGGAUGGGUUUUUCCGGUUUCCGAUACAGAGGAGCGGGGUGCUGAGCCUGAUUAUUUAAAUGGAGUGAAAAAUAUUCGAGAAUUGUACGAUCUUGCUAGUGCUAAUUACUCUGGAAAAUAUACAGUUCCGGUUCUUUGGGAUAAAAAAAUGAAAACAAUUGUGAACAAUGAGAGCGAAGAGAUAAUCCGCAUGUUCAACACGGAAUUCAAUGAUAUUGCUGAACAUGCUGAGGUGGACCUUUAUCCUCUUCAUUUGCAAUCCCAAAUCAAUGAAGUGAAUGAUUGGGUAUACGAUGGGAUCAACAACGGCGUUUAUAAAUGCGGAUUUGCUAAGAAACAAGCACCUUACGAUGAGGCUGUGACAAAAUUGUAUGAAGCUUUAGACAAAUGUGAGGGGAUACUGAGCAAGCAGCGAUAUUUGUGCGGAGAGACGCUAACCGAAGCGGAUAUACGCUUGUUUGUGACGCUCAUUAGAUUUGAUGAGGUGUAUGCAGUUCACUUCAAAUGUAACAAGAAGUUACUACGUGAGUAUCCGAAUAUCUUCAAUUACACGAAAGAGAUAUUCCAAAUACCUGGAGUUGGUAGCACAGUGAACAUGGAGCAUAUUAAGAAGCAUUACUACGGAAGUCAUCCUUCGAUUAAUCCUUUCGGAAUCAUUCCUCAUGGUCCGAACCUCGAUUACUCUUCUCCGCAUGACAGAAAUAGGUUCUCUAAGUAGAGAGAUAUUGUGUGUAUUAUUACGUAAUUAUAAUUGUGUGUUUUUGCUUGGAAAAACGAGAUUAUCGGAUGUUUGUAUUCAAUAAAUUCACAAGUUUUUAAGC